AUGGGUCGGCUCGACCGGAGUGAUACCACGGCCACACAGAAAACCGGCGUGAAACAACCUCAGCGUUGUGUUUCGCCAUAGCCAUCACUGACACAUCAGUGUGAUAAACAGAAGAUCGUAUUAUUGGGAGACGGGAAUAUAGGGGAGACUUCCCACUUCAGCUGGCUCGGCUUGUUCAAAGUAUCGCUUGACAAUGGAGAUGGGGUCAAGGAAGCAAUAACUGGCAUCGUGCUCAUAAAGCCCAAGUAUGUGCUCGCCAAUGCAGACGACAUUGCCAGGAUACCAAAGAAAAUUUUCUUAGAGGAGAGUAGAGCCAUGUUCUUAUCGAGAGAUGGCGUGCCAGUGUACUAUAGGCCGCUCUCCUUCGUCACUCACCCAGAGUACGACACCGCUGUGUACAGCUCCAUUGCCGUCGUCAAACUCGCUGUACCGAACAUUAGUCCGCUGACUCCAAUAUGCUUCUCGAACACGAUGUACGACACUGGUGGACUUCACCUCUUUGGAUAUACAGACGAUAACGAUAAAUUGGAGAAAAUUGUUUACAAGAUCCAAUCGCUGGAGAACCAGCAGUGUGACCAGUUCUACAAGAAAGAGGGCCUGGUAGACCCGCGGCGUGAGCCUCAGUCGUUCGUAUGUGGAAUGCACCAGCACAGCAAAGCGCCCUGCAUCUGGGAGAACGGCUUAGUACUGGCCGCCAACACCACUGGCUGGUUCACAUUCAUUGGGUUCAGCCUGCACGGACCGGGGUGUGGGGUGCCAGCUCGCUUUGUCUUCAUGCUGCACUACUUCUCUUGGAUCGAGUCGGUGACUCACGAAGAGAGCGCCAGGCGAGCUGGCGACGACGACGUCGAAGUACAUAUGCAUGGAAUCACAUCAGUCAUCAACCCUCCCUCAGAGUCGUCGAGUGUGUUCGUCUUCAGACACGACUACCUCACUUGGCCAGAUUUCUACGAUCCAACAAAAUUAAAAUAUUUUACCAUCGAACCUUCCUACGAGGACAAACAUGCGAUCGCUAUAUACCCGUUCGAAACAACGCAGGAGAUGUACCACAAGGCGUGCAAGUCGCCUCGAAUGCUCAUGUAUCAAGAGAAUUUUUUACUGAGUGGCUCCCAGUCCGUCUCCGGUACCGUCACAUACAGAGUGGAAUGUGCAAAUCGGUCGGAGGCUUUCCUAACACUAAGGGAUGAAAUCAAUUUCACUUCAGAAGACUUGGACAAGUCGCCUAAUGAAGUUUUCAGAGUGUAUCCCAUCGAACCAUUACAUGAAGAAAACAACAAAUAUCCACCCGGUGGAUAUGGACCCCAAGAUAACUAUGAUUACUAUGGACCCGGAGGUAGGUAUGAUCGACCUCGUCCUGGUAGACCCAUGGAUAUACAUGAUUACUAUGGACCGCACGGUAAACCCAGAGAUCGUCCUGGUGACUAUGGACCUGUUAGAAACCAGGAUAUAUAUGAUUACUAUGGACCUGCUGGACCCAGCGUUAGACCUAUAUACUAUAGACGUGGUGGAAAGCCUAUUGCUCGAUAUCGAUUAGAACCUGGUAGUAGACAUCAUCACUAUGGACCUGGUGGUAGACCUGAUCACUAUGGACCUGGUGGUAGACCUGGUCAUUAUGGGCCUGGUGGUAGACCUGAGCACUAUGGGUAUGGUGGUAGACCUGAUCACUAUGGACCUGGUGGUAGACCUAGUCACUAUGGGCCUGGUGGUAGACCUGAGCACUAUGGGUAUGGUGGUAGACCUGAUCACUAUGGACCUGGUGGUAGACCUGGCCACUAUGGUCCCGGUGGUAGACCUGAUCACUAUGGGCAUGGUGGUAGACCUGAUCACUAUGGACCUGGUGGUAGACCUGGACAUUAUGGGCCUGGUGGUAGACCUGAGCACUAUGGGUAUGGUGGUAGACCUGAUCACUAUGGACCUGGUGGUAGACCUGGUCGCUAUGGGCCUGGUGGUAGACCUGAUCACUAUGGGUAUGGUGGUAGACCUGAUCACUAUGGACCUGGUGGUAGACCUGGCCAAUAUGGAACCGGUGGUAGACCUGAUCACUAUGGGCAUGGUGGUAGACCUGAUCACUACAGACCUGGUCACCAAGGAUAUGGUAGUAGUCCUGAGUACUAUGAGCGUGGUAGUAGACCUGGCCAAUAUGGAACCGGUGGUAGACCUGAUCACUACGGACCUGGUGGUAGACCCAGAGAUAGAUAUGAUUCCUACAAACAAGAUCAUAAACCCCAAAAUAAAUAUGAUUACGACGCAGAUUCUGGAAUCGAUGAGCGCAUAGGCGAUGACAGAUAUGGCAUAGGAACAGGUGGUAAACCUACUGAUAAAUAUGGUAACUACCCAAGACCAGGCGAAUCUCACGAUAAAUAUGGCAACUAUGGACCUGAUUCUGAACCUAAUGCAUUUAAAGUCGUGGAUUCAGCUAACUUUGGACCGCGUAUACAUUAUCCUAUACAGGAUGGAAGAUACCGAGUUACACCAAAACGAUAUGGUGAACCUCACAAAUAUGAGGAAGUAGAAGUUGGUGGGCUUGGAUUGGGAGCUAUGCCUCGAGUCCCAAAUAGAGACCGUUGGGAUUGGGAAGAUAAUCGAGCAGGUGCUACAAAUAGUACUUUACUAGUCGAUCGACUCCAGGUGCAAUACUUGCAUGGGGGACCGCCUACUGGUAAGGUGCUGAGUUAUGAUCUGUACAUACGAUUAGAGUUUCAUGGCAAGGCAGUGCUUAAUUUUAAGAUGUUCGGAGAGCCUCCAUUAUACGGACCUAAGCUCCCCAAAAAGACUACUGUUGCACCUGAUGUUUUAAGUAUGGCCGAGUAUAUAUAUUUGUCAAAAUUUGAUCAAGAAUCCAAGUCUGGUACAUUUGUAAAACAAGCAGUUCGCCGUAAAGGAGUUGGUGUGGAAAAACUUGGUGGCGAUGAUGAAUAUACAGAAACCAACUAUCCAGACUUCGAGGAUUACGACGGCCUUCCUAUGAGGUCGUAUGAAGGUACAGGCCAAUCGUUGCAACAACAGAAAGUUUAUGGGAAACCAGAAGAAGACUUUUUGCAAAAUGAAGUGGUCUACGAGCAUGAAACGGUGAGCGCGGCUUGGCGGCAUGAAACAGGCACGGUGCUCGCGUGCACCAUUAUUCUUCUUAUGAUUGGUUUCAUUGAUAAGUUAAUAGAGUACUACGUCCAAUUGGAAUAG
Messenger RNA from Spodoptera exigua (beet armyworm), 3180 nucleotides. NCBI's taxonomy places the organism in Eukaryota, Metazoa, Arthropoda, Insecta, Lepidoptera, Noctuidae. The record is from the annotation of a GenBank genome assembly.